This is a messenger RNA of Pieris brassicae (large cabbage white), 475 nucleotides long. RefSeq names its product 60S ribosomal protein L35 (gene RpL35). Gene Ontology annotation, molecular function: structural constituent of ribosome; mRNA binding. The record is from RefSeq and is a predicted model, not a curated record. NCBI's taxonomy places the organism in Eukaryota, Metazoa, Arthropoda, Insecta, Lepidoptera, Pieridae. Gene Ontology annotation, cellular component: cytosolic large ribosomal subunit; ribosome. Bases 85 to 456 code for a protein of 123 amino acids. Gene Ontology annotation, biological process: maturation of LSU-rRNA from tricistronic rRNA transcript (SSU-rRNA, 5.8S rRNA, LSU-rRNA); translation. The transcript has 3 exons.
GAUUUGAAGUUUCUUAUACGGCUCGUGGCUUGUUAAGUCUUGACAUUUCUUUUGUGUCAAAACAUUGUGGCUUAAAGUCUCAAAAUGGGUAAAGUUAAGUGUUCUGAACUUCGUACGAAGGACAAGAAGGAGCUUUUUAAACAACUUGAAGAGUUAAAGACAGAAUUAACAAAUCUACGAGUUGCUAAAGUCACUGGUGGUGUAGCCUCAAAACUGUCCAAAAUACGUGUUGUACGUAAGGCAAUUGCACGAGUUUACAUUGUUUACCACCAAAAAAUGAAGGUUAAUCUUCGCAACCACUAUAAGAACAAGAAGUACAAGCCUCUAGACCUCAGGCCCAAGAAGACCCGUGCUAUGCGUAAGGCUCUCACAAAACAUGAAGCCAAGUUAAAAACAAGGAAAGAAAUUAGAAAGAAGUCUCUUUUCCCUCCUAGAGUUUACGCCGUUAAGGCUUAAAUAAAUAACUUCUAUUAUA